Drosophila ananassae is the source of this 1057-nucleotide messenger RNA. RefSeq names its product gamma-aminobutyric acid receptor subunit beta-like (gene Lcch3). The record is from RefSeq and is a predicted model, not a curated record. The coding region runs from base 1 to 990 and encodes 329 amino acids. Gene Ontology annotation, cellular component: GABA-A receptor complex; membrane; synapse. Gene Ontology annotation, biological process: chemical synaptic transmission; signal transduction; nervous system process. Gene Ontology annotation, molecular function: extracellular ligand-gated monoatomic ion channel activity; neurotransmitter receptor activity; GABA-A receptor activity. Lineage: Eukaryota; Metazoa; Arthropoda; Insecta; Diptera; Drosophilidae. The transcript has 4 exons.
AUGAUAAAUGAAACCUUGUUCAUCAACCACGACAACAACCGAAUUAGUAAUCCGGGAGUGGCAAGCUCACCUUUGUUGAACAUAACCGAUGGAUAUACAGUUAGCGAUGUUGUAAUGUACUGGAAGCCAAUGCCUGUUAGAGGUGUAGAGGAUGCGGAUCUGCCUCAGUUUACGAUUAUUGGCUAUGAAACAAAUGAUCGUAAAGAACGAUUGGCCACUGGAAUAUAUCAACGUCUUUCGCUGUCAUUCAAACUACAAAGAAAUAUUGGAUAUUUUGUUUUCCAGACCUAUCUUCCUAGCAUUUUGAUCGUUAUGCUGUCGUGGGUUUCAUUUUGGAUUAAUCAUGAAGCAACUAGUGCACGAGUUGCUUUGGGCAUCACCACUGUGUUAACUAUGACUACAAUCAGUACAGGAGUUCGUAGUUCUUUACCUCGUAUAUCCUAUGUCAAGGCUAUUGACAUCUACCUUGUCAUGUGUUUCGUUUUUGUCUUUGCAGCGCUUCUUGAAUACGCUGCUGUAAACUAUACCUACUGGGGAAAAAGAGCUAAAAAGAAGAUAAAAACAUUCAAGGACUUUGAGCGACGAAAAAUAGUAAAAAGUUACCGGUCUGAUACGUGUUCGAUUACCGACGGAGUAAAUGAAUUUCAUGAUGAUUGCUUAAGUCCCAUUCCUUCACUACGAAAAAGUGAUUUUGGCAUUUCUGUAACCUCAAUCGGAAAUGAAACGAUGCAUUUGGGAAAGUUUCCGCCAAGUUUUCGUAUAUCUCGUAAUUUUGGAAAUGGCCGCUCUCAACUUAGAUACCGUUCUCAGCGGGGAGUACCUACAAGACCCCGUAUGUUUCACGCAAUAAAAAAAAGCGCCUCUGUCAUUAAAUCCACCAUACCAAGGAUUGAAGAUGUUAACAAAAUUGAUAAAUAUUCUCGCAUAAUAUUUCCAAUAAGUUUUCUUGUAUUUAAUCUAGUUUAUUGGCUUUUCUAUACUAUUGACUGAUUACUGUCAAAUUUCUUUUUAUAAUUAUGUUAUGAUUUUUUAAAAACAUUUUUAUUUUCAAUAAAAU